GGGUCAUCUCCUUCCCUCCAAAAACCUAGCUCUUCAAAUCUUUCCCUCCACAUUUUCGAAUCUUUCAAAUUCUAAUCCAAAAAUCAAAUCAAAGCAGAACCACCAUUCGAAUUCCAAUUCCGAUUUGCCUAUAUAUAUUCCGAUCAUGACCCUCCUUCAUUCUCAUCUUACCAGGUCUUCUUUUUUCCCCCAAACUUCCAACUCUUCUGCUCUUGCCCCAUUAUUCAUCAAUGGAGUCUUCCAACAACUCAAUUUCCUUCGCCCGUAGCAAUGAUUUUCCCCAUUCCGCUCCCCGUACUACCGGCGAGGUUCAUGUUAUUGUGGGUCCAAUGUUUGCGGGCAAGACUACUGCUCUACUCCGUCGUGUCAAGUCCGAGGCUGACAAUGGCAGAAAUGUGGCGAUGAUAAAAUCCAGCAAGGAUACCAGAUAUGCAAUUGAUUCAGUUGUGACACAUGACGGUAUUAAAUUUCCAUGCUGGGCGUUGCCAGAUCUGUCUUCAUUUAGAGAAAAGUAUGGCGAUGAUUCCUAUGAAAAGUUGGAUGUGAUUGGAAUAGACGAAGCUCAAUUUUUUGACGAUCUCUAUGAUUUCUGCUGCAAGGCUGCUGACAAUGAUGGUAAAACUGUCAUAAUUGCAGGUCUUGAUGGUGACUAUUUGAGGAGGAACUUUGGUUCAGUGCUUCAUAUUAUACCACUGGCUGAUACAGUUACCAAGUUGACAGCUCGUUGUGAACUAUGUGGCAAACGUGCCUUCUUCACAUGGAGGAAGACGCAGGAGACACAGACUGAACUGAUUGGUGGGGCUGACGUGUACAUGCCUGUGUGUCGAUUUCACUAUGUUAAUGGCCAAGUUGCCAUGGAAACUGUGAGAAGUGUUCGGGAAUCUCGUAAAGUGAAGAGUGAGUCUUUUCUAGAGGCAGCAGCUCCAGUUGCUUAGUGAUAUGAUCAUAACGACUAGGUUUGUGUUAGGUAUAAGUUUGCUUAGUCUUAUAAUGAAAGCCAAUUAGUGCCUUACAGAUAGGAUGGCGUUGUGUUGAGUUGGAGUUCACGUGGUUUAGGUAAUAUUGUCUGCUUGGUUGUCUUGAUUAUGUGUACAUACGUAUUUAAGUUUCUUCUUCGUCUUUUAUAUCUGUACUUGUACUUUGAUCUGAAGGGGACUGAAGCAAGAGAUCAUGAGAGAACCUGAACUAAAUCCUUAUGUUUUAUGACAAUUCACAGAACUUUCAAUAACAAUCUUGUACCAUUAUGUUAUCCAGGUUGAAUCAAUGUAUUCUUAACAUGUUCUUAAUUUAUGAAAAUUGUAUGAGAGAGAGUUUCUUGGUAA
This is a messenger RNA of Prosopis cineraria, 1322 nucleotides long. RefSeq names its product thymidine kinase. Gene Ontology annotation, biological process: thymidine metabolic process. Lineage: Eukaryota; Viridiplantae; Streptophyta; Magnoliopsida; Fabales; Fabaceae. The coding region runs from base 231 to 935 and encodes 234 amino acids. The record is from RefSeq and is a predicted model, not a curated record. Gene Ontology annotation, molecular function: thymidine kinase activity; ATP binding. The transcript has 4 exons.